Mugil cephalus (flathead mullet) is the source of this 1560-nucleotide messenger RNA. It is a transcript of the gene gpd1b, whose product is annotated as glycerol-3-phosphate dehydrogenase 1b. Gene Ontology annotation, molecular function: glycerol-3-phosphate dehydrogenase [NAD(P)+] activity; NAD binding; protein homodimerization activity. The record is from RefSeq and is a predicted model, not a curated record. The transcript is spliced from 8 exons. Gene Ontology annotation, cellular component: cytosol; glycerol-3-phosphate dehydrogenase (FAD) complex. Gene Ontology annotation, biological process: carbohydrate metabolic process; glycerol-3-phosphate catabolic process. The coding region runs from base 36 to 1091 and encodes 351 amino acids. Lineage: Eukaryota; Metazoa; Chordata; Actinopteri; Mugiliformes; Mugilidae.
UCUGUGACAGCUCCGUCUGGGAGGUCAGACACGGGAUGGCAGCACCGAAGAAAGUCUGUGUGAUCGGCUCUGGUAACUGGGGCUCUGCCAUUGCCAAGAUUGUGGGCGCCAACGCAGCCAAGUAUGACAAGUUCAACACCACGGUCAACAUGUGGGUGUUCGAGGAGACGGUGAACGGCCGCAAGCUCACGGAAAUCAUCAACACAGACCAUGAGAAUGUGAAAUACCUGCCCGGUCACAAGCUGCCCCCCAACGUGCUGGCUGUUCCAGACCUGGCCGAGUCCGUGAAAGGAGCCGACAUCCUGAUCUUCGUGGUCCCCCACCAGUUCAUCUUGAGAGUGUGCGACACCAUCAAAAGCCACAUAAAGCCGGAUGCUGUGGGAAUGUCGCUGAUCAAGGGCGUCGAUGCGAGUCCAGACGGCCUAAAGCUGAUCUCGGGGGUCAUCAAAGAGAAACUGGGCAUCACCAUGACGGUCCUCAUGGGUGCAAACAUCGCCAACGAGGUCGCUGAUGAGAAGUUCUGCGAAACAACCAUCGGCUGCAAAGACAAAGCACAAGGGCCGCUGCUGAAGGAGCUGAUGCAGACCACCAACUUCCGCGUGACUGUGGUGGAGGAGUCUGAUGUGGUGGAGAUCUGCGGGGCGCUCAAGAACAUUGUGGCAGUAGGAGCCGGUUUCUGCGACGGCCUCGGAUUCGGCGACAACACCAAGGCCGCCGUGAUUCGCCUCGGCCUCAUGGAGAUGAUCUCCUUCGCCAAAGUCUUCUGCACAGACUGCCCCGUGUCCUCCGCCACCUUCCUGGAGAGCUGCGGCGUCGCCGACCUCAUCACGACCUGCUACGGCGGACGCAACCGCAAGAUUGGGGAGGCGUUUGCCAAAACGGGAAAAAGCAUUGAGCAGUUAGAGAACGAGCUGCUGAACGGCCAGAAGCUUCAAGGUCCGGCGACGGCAGCUGAGGUCCACCAAGUCCUGAAACAGAAAAAAAUGGUUGAGAAGUUUCCUUUGUUCACUGCCGUUUAUGAGAUCUGCUUCAACGGCCACCCAGUCACAGAGUUCAUCAAGUGUUUGCAAAACCACCCAGAGCACAUGUGAAGGACCGGCAUGAGGGCUCGGGAAUGGCUGGAAGUUGGGAAAGACUUUUACACUAGAAUGACUGUAUAACCAAAGAGUUUAUAUCGGGGGCAGGUUGGGGGAAGUUUGUGCCUAAUCCUAACUUCACUCUUGUUUGAGUUUCAAACAGAGAAAGAAAAAAAAAUGGAGCGGAGUUUCUCUCCUCAUACCUGAGCUGCUGUGUUGACCUGCCGACAGUAACUCUGUCUCCACUUCUGUUUAGUGUAUAGUUGCAUAAAUCAUCUAAGUCUUAAAGGUUUUAAGUUUUUGAAUUACUCAAUUCACAAACACACAGUCCAUGAGCUGAAUGUUAUGAAACGUUACAUAACUCCUUGAGUAAAAGUGCCUUUCAAUGUCAAACAAAGCUCUGCAAAAAAAAACAUUUCUGUUCUGGUCUUCAUGAAAUGGAAUCACUUUACAAGAUUUAUUUUGGAAUAAAUUAUUGAACUUG